AUGAAAAGAAAUCAAAGUGAAGAACAAAAACAAAGUGAAGAUUGUACAACCGAAAAAAAAACAGAUUUAAAACAACAAAUUAAUUUGGUAGAAAAGAAAUUAAAGAUGAUGGAACAAACACUUGAAAUGGUUGAACUUCAAAUGAAUAGGGAAGUUCAGCUCUUGUAUUUAAUUCGAAAUGAAUUAGAACUUCAUUUGUCCAAAAAAUAUUAUGAAGAAGAACUUAUUUGUUCAGAUUCAUUUGUUCAACCUGAAUAUCCAACCCAACCUCAUGAAAAAAGAACAAUUUUUUCACCUGUUAUGUUUCCAAUGGCUCCAUCAUUCCCACCAGUUAUUUUUCCUUCUUAUGAAGAAAAAGAAAAAACAGACAAACAACUUAAUAGCGCCACUGAACGUUGCGUUGAAGAAAUUUCGUUACCACCAAUUACUUAG
Molecule: messenger RNA, 432 nt
Organism: Entamoeba nuttalli P19
Lineage: Eukaryota; Evosea; Mastigamoebida; Endamoebidae
Exons: 1
Coding region: 1-432 (143 amino acids)
Source: RefSeq, a predicted model, not a curated record